AUGGCUGAGAAAACAGAAGAAGAAAUCAUGGCAGCCGAUACAGGGACAGAGACCGAGGUGUCGAAAGCGGAUGAGGAAACAGAUAUUACGCUGGUUGAAAAUGUGACUGUAGGACCGGUGGUCAAAGCCGAUUCUUUUACAGAUGAUAGACAUAUCAAUCUAACAUGGAGGUCUUGGAUGGUUGUCUUUGUAACGUGUUUUGCCGUUAUGGCUCAAGUAUACGUUGUCGUUGCUGCUGGGUCUGUAAUCGGGUUUAUCAUUCGAGAUCUCGGCGAUGCAGAGAUUGCAGGCUGGAUCAUCCAGGGCCCCCUCUUGAUACAAAGCGUGCUGUCACCCAUCGUCGGCCGUCUCUCAGACGUUGUGGACAGGAAAUAUCUAGCUAUCAUUCCUACCGCCAUCUCAGUCGUCGGUUCAAUCGUGUCGGCGAAGGCUAACAGCAUGUCUGUACUUAUCGGUGCCGGCAUCCUGGUCGGCUCUACUCUCUCCACCGUUUCAAUUGUGCAAGCCAUCCCCGUUGAAGUCUUGCCAUUGAAAUACAGGGCCCUUGCAAAUGGAUUUGCAUUUGUGGGCGGGGCUCUUGGCGGAACAAUCGGAAGCCUUGGUGGAGGCGCCGCGACUAAUACUUCAGUGUCCGGCUGGAGAAUUAUUUACUGGAUUCAAGCCGGUUUCUUCGCGCUUACAAUCAUCGGCUUGCUGGUAUUCUAUCAUCCAAAACGAGAGUCGGCUUCUCCAAGAAUGUCGUUGAAGCAGGUAGCUUGGGCGUGUGACCCAAUCGGUUCCUUCCUAUUCAUCAGCGGUGCUACUAUAGCUCUCGUUGCACUUGACUGGGCUGGUGGAGUGUAUCCAUGGCAUGAUAAGCAUGUUGUAGCUCCUCUGGUGAUUGGGAUUGUUACUCUGCUCGCUUUUGCUGUUUAUGAAUGGAAGGGCCGAGAUGACGGACUCAUUGCCCACGUAUUCUUCAAAAGCGGACCGAACUUUGCUCUUUCAGUCUCCGCAUUCUUUGUUGAAGGGUGGAUUUUCUAUAGCGCUGUGAAUAGUAUCACGCCAUUAGUAGUUCUAAACCUAGGCUUCGAGACAUCUUCAUGGCGGAUUUCAGUCCGCCAGCUCUCGUUCCAACUAGUGAACCUUAUGCUUUCGGUUCCCAUUUCGCUUUAUUCGACGUGGAAGAAGGACCUCAAAUCUCCCCUCAUAGUCUCCUUUACUUUCUUCUUGAUCGUUACUAUCUGCUAUGCUUGCAUCCAACCCUCGAUGAACCACGCUCAAAUCGCAUUCAACGUCCUAGCUGGACUCGGCCAAUCCGGUCCCCUCACACUUCUCGUAGCACUCAUCCAGUUUACCGCACCUCACGCCUACCUAUCCACAGCCACCGGCCUCGCAUUCUCAGCCCGAGCUCUGGGCGGCGCCUUCGGCUCGGCAGUUCUGAACACGAUCAUCAACAGUAAGAUAUCAUCCUCGUGGGCUCCUGCAGUUUCAUCCGCAGCGACCAAGGCUGGACUUCCAGGUUCUUCAGUCCCUGCCCUGCUUAAGGCACUUGGAGCGGGCGAGGGGUUUUCAGAGAUCCCUGGUAUCAGUCCAGUGAGUCUUGAAGCCGCGACGCAUGCAAGUCAUGUAGUAUAUGCUGCAGCGUAUAGAUUGGCUUGGUCGAGCAUCAUUCCUUUCGUGGUGCUUUCAUUGGUUGCUAUUUUGUUCUUGAAGGGUGUGAAGGAGUUGAUGACGGAGCAUGUUGAGGCAACGGUUGAGCGGGAAGAACCACGCGAUAAGAGCAGUGUGUAG
This is a messenger RNA of Lachnellula hyalina, 1773 nucleotides long. RefSeq names its product Efflux pump. The transcript has 10 exons. Gene Ontology annotation, biological process: transmembrane transport. The record is from RefSeq and is a predicted model, not a curated record. The coding region runs from base 1 to 1773 and encodes 590 amino acids. NCBI's taxonomy places the organism in Eukaryota, Fungi, Ascomycota, Leotiomycetes, Helotiales, Lachnaceae. Gene Ontology annotation, molecular function: transmembrane transporter activity.